Chanos chanos (milkfish) is the source of this 3279-nucleotide messenger RNA. It is a transcript of the gene eps15l1a, whose product is annotated as epidermal growth factor receptor pathway substrate 15-like 1a. Lineage: Eukaryota; Metazoa; Chordata; Actinopteri; Gonorynchiformes; Chanidae. Gene Ontology annotation, molecular function: cadherin binding; calcium ion binding. The coding region runs from base 22 to 2736 and encodes 904 amino acids. The transcript has 23 exons. Gene Ontology annotation, biological process: endosomal transport; endocytosis. Gene Ontology annotation, cellular component: plasma membrane; cytoplasm; clathrin coat of coated pit. The record is from RefSeq and is a predicted model, not a curated record.
GUUCCCGCAGCAACAGGGAAGAUGGCAGCUCUCACGACCCUCACUCAGCUGUCGAGUGGGAACCCAAUGUACGAAAAUUUUUACAGACAGGUGGAUCCAGGGAACACAGGGAGAGUAGGACCUACGGAAGCUGCCCUUUUCCUGAAGAAAUCUGGCCUUCCAGACAUCACUCUGGGAAAGAUCUGGGACUUGGCUGAUCCAGAUGGGAAAGGCUUCUUAGAUAAACAGGGCUUUUAUGUAGCUCUGCGACUAGUCGCCUGUGCUCAGAAUGGGCAGGAAGUUAGUAUGGCCAGCCUUACCCUAUCUGUCCCUCCACCCAAAUUUAAGGACUCCAGCAGCCCAUCAUUAAGCUCUGUGUCCUCAAUUGACUCACACUGGGCAGUAAGGCCUGAGGAGAAGAGUAAAUUUGAUGGGAUUUUCGAGAGCCUGGCCCCAGUGAACGGAUUACUGUCCGGAGAAAAAGUCAAACCAGUGAUGAUCAACUCCAAACUGCCGGUGGACGUACUGGGAAAGGUUUGGGAUCUAAGUGACAUUGACAAGGAUGGCCACCUGGACAAGGAUGAGUUUGCAGUGGCCAUGCACCUGGUUUAUCGUGCCCUAGAGAAAGAACCUGUUCCCUCUGUCCUGCCUUCCUCUCUCAUCCCUCCAUCCAAAAGGAAGAAGUCGGUGGGCUCUCUGCCUGGCAUGGUGCCAGUGCUGCCUGCCAGUCCUCCGCCCCCCAAAGACAGCCUGAGAUCCACCCCCUCCCACGGCAGCAUCACCUCCCUCAACAGCGCAGGCAGUCUGUCCCCCAAACACACGCUCAAAUCAGCCCAGCACACAGUGAACUGGGUGGUCCCGGUGGCAGAUAGGGGGCGCUAUGACGACAUUUUCCUGAAGACGGACACAGAUUUGGACGGCUUCGUCAGCGGACUGGAAGUGAAGGACAUUUUUAUGCAGUCCGGGCUUCCACAGAACAUUCUGGCACACAUAUGGGCUUUGGCAGACACGAGACAGAUGGGUAAACUGACCCGGGAACAGUUUUCUCUGGCCAUGCAUAUGAUCCAACAGAAAGUCAGCAAAGGAAUCGACCCCCCCCAGGCACUCACGCCAGAGAUGAUCCCCCCCUCAGAGAGAGGAACGCCUGUAACUGACAGCUCAAGCUCGGUGGGAUCGGGAGAAUUUACCGGAAUCAAGGAACUGGAUGACAUCAGUCAGGAGAUCGCUCAGCUGCAGAGGGAGAAGUAUACACUGGAGCAGGACAUUAGAGAGACAGAGGAGGCUAUCAGACAUAAGACCACUGAAGUUCAGGAGAUGCAGAAUGACUUGGACAGAGAGACGGGGAGUCUUCAGGAGCUGGAGGCACAGCGUCAGGAUGCACAGGAGAGACUGGAGGAGAUGGACCAGCAGAAAGCCAAACUGGAGGAUAUGCUCAACGAUGUCCGACAGAAAUGCCAGGAAGAAUCUCAAAUGAUCUCCUCUCUGCAGACACAGAUACACUCUCAGGAGUCAGACCUACAGUCUCAGGAGGAGGAGUUGGAGCGGGCCAAAGCGGACCUGGCCCGUCUUCAGCAGGAGGAGAACCAGUUAGAGCAAAGCCUGCAGGCCGGCAAGAUCCAACUGGAGACCAUCAUCAAGUCUCUCAAAGCCACUCAGGAUGAGAUCAACCAGGCCCGCAGUAAGCUGUGUCAGAUCCAGGACUGUCAGCAGGAGUUGAGUAAGAGCAUUGACCAGUACAACAGCACCCUGAACGGCACUCACAGCGGCAGCCUCACCAACCUCGCCGACAUGAGUGAGGGAUUCCCUGAGAAAGAGAACGGAGGAUUUGGAGCGAUGGAGGAUCCGUUUAAGGGGAAGACGUGUGUGUUCAGUGGGACGGCACAGGAGAUGCACACCGACCCGUUUCACUCGGAGGAUCCCUUCAAAACGGACCCUUUCAAAGGUGCUUAUCCACUCUCUGUAGAUCCGUUUGGGGGAGACCCUUUUAAAGAGACAGAUCCUUUUAAAACCUCCUCUGAAGACUUCUUCAAAAAACCAACCAAGACAGAUCCGUUUAGCUCCUCAGAUCCGUUUGGGAAAAGCGCCACUCUCCCUUCAAAGACUUCACACUUCACCACCAGUGACCCCUUCAGCUCAGCCAGCCCCAAAGCUAAAGGAGCAGAUCUCUUCGGAACACUAGACCCAUUUGGGAGCAGCUCCUUUACAUCGGCCAGCAGCGCGGGGUUUGCCGACUUCAGCCAAAUGUCAAAGGUCAGACUCCCACAUUUUUCUCACCACCGAUUUCACUCAGUUAAGAUUAAAGCAGGUUUUGUGGAUGACCCUUUCAGCAGAAAACAGGAUACACCCGCUCUCCCUCCCAAAAAAAGCGUCCCUCCCCGACCCAAACCUCCGAGCGGUAAGAGCACGCCUGUAAACCUCCCCGGGUCAGGCGACUCGUCCAAACCCAACGACCCGUUCCAGCCUUUCGGCUCGGACGUCGCCGACCCGUUUCAGAGUAAAAAAGGGGUCGGCGACCCCUUCAGCGGCAAGGACCCGUUUGCCCCAUCGUUGACAUCGUCUUCGAGUAAAGCUGCUAGAGACUCUUCCAUGGGUUUUGCAGACUUCAGCUCUUUUGGGAACGAGGCGCAGCAGUUGGAGUGGGCGAAGCGAGAGAGUGAGCGAGCAGAGAGAGAGCGGCUGAAGAGGCUUCGGCAGCAGGAGCAGGAAGACCUGGAGCUCGCCAUCGCUCUGAGCAAAGCCGAGAUGUCCAACGCCUGACUGUGAAAAGCCUUCUCACCGCACCUGCCCCCUACCCUCUCUCCCCCUAAAACACACACACACACACACAAAACAAAGACAACCCCGCACUCCACACGUCCCCAGAGCCAACCCCCACCCCACCCCCCACCCCCCCGGCUAUACCCUCUCCGAUUCCCAAAUCUGCUUCUCCCAAAUCAAACUGGUUUUCGUUCUCCCCUCCCAACGUCCCACUGGUUUUUUCCUGCCCUGGGAAGCUGCUUUGGGCCUGUAGUAACCAAUCAGAGGCUGGAAGGAUCACAUGACUAAUUAUGGAGGUCUGGUUGCUCCUCAUCGAGGAGUUCUGCUUGGGGAAACAGACACGUGGUCACAAAUCUGGCGUUGAUGAAAAGAUGCAGUGGACCGAGGGUGGGGUCAGAGGUCAGUCAGCAGUGACCGGGGGGUUUGAGGGUUUUGGAGAAAGGACAGAUAGAGAUGCUCCUAACCAUCACUCUCUCUAUCUCUCUGUUUCUCCCGUUACCGUGGCGUUGGGUUUGAUGGGGGCUGGGCGGGGGAGGGGGGGCC